This is a messenger RNA of Lethenteron reissneri (Far Eastern brook lamprey), 8829 nucleotides long. It is a transcript of the gene NEXN, whose product is annotated as nexilin F-actin binding protein. Gene Ontology annotation, biological process: mitochondrial fusion. NCBI's taxonomy places the organism in Eukaryota, Metazoa, Chordata, Hyperoartia, Petromyzontiformes, Petromyzontidae. The record is from RefSeq and is a predicted model, not a curated record.
UCGGUCAGCUGAAAUACACCACCCGCCGGCACUCACGCACGCGACCACGAACGGGCCCCCCUCUGCGCCGACGACAAGGACAACGGUGGCAGUGGCGGUGGCAGCAGCAGCUCCCUGGACCGCCGGCGGUGCCCCAUCGUUGCUGAUCGUCGGUGUCCGUUUCCGCGUGCGUCCACCGUCCGUGCCGGCGCGUUCUCGCGGGAAUCUCGUCGCUGGCAAGACGGACGACCGAGACGAACAUCUCUCCAAGCCCUGACGCCGUCGCCACCGUCGUCGCCACCGCCACGUCUCUCUGAGUCGGGAAUUUUGUGGACGCAACCAUGACGGAAGUUGCACACAAGGCAGAGCGGAUCCUGGCGUCGACGGGGAAGCCAGUGCAGAGGACGUACGUCCCGCGGCUGUCGACGGGCAGCGACGGUGGCGGCGGCGAGGGCGACGUGGUGAGCCGCUUCGAGCAGAACCGGCAGGUGAGGGAGGAGCGCUCGCGGCGCCGCUGCAACGACGAGCGGCAGAAGCGCAACGAGCAGUUCCGCCGUGAGAAGGAGCUCAACCGGCGCAAGCAGGAGCUGAAGCAGCUGCUCGCGUCCGAUGACGAGGAGGAGGAGGCCAAGCCGGCGCAGGUGAAGAAGACGUUCGUCCCCAAGCUGUCUGGCACGGUGAAGGGGAAGUUCGCCGAGAUGGAGAAGGCGCGCGCCGAGGACGAGCGCAAGCGCGCGGAGGAGGAGCGGCGGCGCCGCCACGAGCAGGACAUCAUGGAGAAGAAGAAGAUGCAGAAAGAGGUCGCCAAGAAGCUCGCCGAGGAGCAGGGCGGCGUUGGUGCCGAUGCCGACUCUGCGGCACCGGCGGCGGCUGCGGCGGAAGUGAACAAGACGCCGGGCAAGCUGAGCGUCGACUUCGAGAGCCUGAAGCGCGCCGAGGAGGAGGAGGCACUGCGCAGGAAGGAGCAGGAGAAGAAGUUGCGCUACGAGGAGAACCGCCGCUCGUUCCGCGAGUCCAAGCGCCGCUCGUACCUCGCCAUGGACGAGGAGGAGGAGGAGGCGACCGCGAGGGCGCAAGCGGAGAAGCCGGCGCUGGCGGUGCCGGGCAAGCUGCAGCUGAGCUUCGAGGAGCUGGAGCGCCAGCGCCGCGAGGAAGAGCGGCGGCGCACGGAGGAGGAGGCGCGGCGGCGCCUCGACGAGGAGCGGCGAGCGUACCUGGAGGCCAGGAAGCACGAGCAGGGAGAAGGAGGCGACAGCUUCCUCGACGACGACGGCGACGAGGUGGAGAGCGUCUCGUCGGAGGCCUCGUCGGAGCUGCGGCCGGGCAAGCUGCGGCUGAGCUUCGAGGAGGUGGAACGACAUCGCCAGCAGGAGGAGCGGCGGAAGCUGGAGGAGGCUCGCGAGCGACUGGAAGAGGAGAAGCGCUCCCUGCUGGAGGCACGCCGGAGCAUGGCGCUGCAGUGCGAGGGGGAGGAUCGCGAGGGCAGCGCGUCGCCCGCGGGGAGCGCCAGCGACGAGGCGCUGCCCGGCAAGCUGAAGCUGAGCUUCGAGGAGCUCGAGCGGCGGCGCCAGGAGGAGGAGACGCGCAAGGCCGAGGAGGAGGCGCGCCGCCGUCUGGACGAGGAGAAGAGGAGCUUCGUCGAGGCCCGGCGCAGCAUGGCGCCGGACGAUGAAGACGCCCAGGAGCUGCGGCGCGGCGCGAGCGGCUCGAGCGACUCGCUGGGGCCGGGGCGGCUGGAGAUCAACUUCGAGGAGCUGCUGCGGCUCAAGCACGAGGAGGAGGCGAGGCGGCACGACGAGGACCGCCGCGUCAAGCUGGAGGAGGAGAAGAGGGCCAUGGAAGAGGAGAAGCAGCACAUGGAGCCGGACGAGGUGAAUGAGAGCUCGGAGACGGUGAGCAAGGAGUACGAGGAGAUCAAGACCCUCAAGAGGACGGGCACCAUCAAGGCCAAGAGCCUCAAGUCCAAGUUCGAGCAGAUGGAGCAGCUCUCGGGCGAGGAGAUCCGGCGCAAGAUCGCCGAGGAGCGCGCGCGCCGGCAGGCCCUGGAGCAGGAGCGGCAUGACCUGGAGGCACAGGACUUCACGCUGGAGGAGGAGAUGUCUUACCCGGUGCGGACGGUGGAGGCGCCAUGCGCUCGCCGCGCCGACAUGAAGGCUCGCUUCGCCGAGAUGGCGCUCGCGCGGGAGGAGGAGGCUCGCCGCAGGGUGGACGAGCAGAAGAUGCAGCGCAUGCGCUUCGAGCAGCAGGAGAUCGACGCGGCGUCACUGUCGCCGAAAGAAGGCGAGGAGGAGGACGGGACCCCGAACGGACUGGGCCUCAACGGGCCGGUGGUGGACGACGACGACGAGCUGACUCGCUCCGGGGCCCCCUGGUUCAAGCGACCCCUCAAGAACACACAGGUGGUCGACGGCGAGCCGGUGCGGUUCCUGGUGCGGAUCGUGGGCUCGCCGCGCCCCGAGGUGACGUGGUGGUUCGAGGGCGAGUCGCUGGAGGACGGUGAGGAGUACCAGUUCGUGGUGCGCGGGGAGGACACCUACUGCCUCUACCUGCCCGAGACCUUCCCGGACGACGAGGGGGAGUACAUGUGCAAGGCCGUAAGCCCCAAGGGCUCCGCCGCCAGCACCUGCAUCCUCACGAUCGAGAGUAAGGCCGGGGCGCUGGCGGCUGCGGCGGUGGUGGAAGGGGACGGCAGCGAGGGUGGUGGUGGUGGUUGUUACGUCGCUGACGACGACGACGAUGAUGAUGGUGGUGAUGGUGGCGGCGGCGGUGGUGGUGGUGGAGACCGGGUAGAUGUUGAUGUCGGCGCAGACAAAUGGGCGGACGGGGAUGGAGGCGUGUCGGAGGCUGGGGAGGGAAAUGGCGGCGAGGGCGGCUAUGGGGACGGAGAGGCGGGUGGCGCGGGGUGGCACGCCAAGCGUUGCACGGAGCACUUGUAGAGGUUUUUGUUUUACGUUCGCUUCUGCGGGAGGAGGACGCGUCGUGGUGAGCGGAGAGCGGGGUAGGGGAGGGGAAGGGAGGGGGGCGAGUUGGGAUUUUAGAUUUAUACCCGCGCUUGCAUGCGUACGCACGCACGCACACGCACGCACGCAGGUACUAUGCAUACACGUGCAUACGACAAAGACCAGAUAAAGAUCCCCCGCAUAGCCUUAUAAAACUUUUGGGGCGAGUGGUUGUUAGUGUAUCACCUGUGAAGGCCGGCACGGUACACGGAAGUGGUGGGUCGCCAGCACUACGCCUGGCCGCCUUUGUCUCCCCAGUGGGGAUUGUUUACACGCCGCACCAGGUACUCAUUUGAGGUUGAGUCCACCUAGGGGAGGCCCAUGAACUGUUCAGAUAAUCGUCACUGGUGUUGGUAGCCAUGAGUGGGAAUUGAACUCGGGUCACCGGGUUCGUAGCACAGGGCACUAGCCGCUGCACUACUGCUCCGCACACACACGUGCACACACACACACGUGCACACACACACACGUGCACACACACACGUGCACACACACACGUGCACACACACGUGCACACACACACACACGUGCACACACACACACGUGCACACACACGUGCACACACACGUGCACACGCGCACACACACACGUGCACACGCACACACACGUGCACACACACACACACGUGCACAUGCGCACACGUGCACACACACACGUGCACACGUGCACACACACACACACACGUGCACACACACACACGUGCACACACACACACGUGCGCACACACACACACACAUGCACGCACACACACACAUGCACGCACACACACACAUGCACACACACACACGUGCACACACGUGCACACAUGCGCACACACACACGUGCACACACAAAGGCAAAGAUGAUACCCCCUUAUCGCAUUCACAGACUUUUGGGGCAAGUGCUGUUCGCGAGCACCUCUGAUUAGCACGGUUGGUUACGUACGGUGUAAAAGAAGUUCAACAUACAUACAUACAAGGCUGGCACGGCACAGGAUGGGGUGGGUGGCCACCACCAUGCCCGGCAUACAUACACAGAGCCACACACACGAGCACCCAUAUAAGGAUUCGUACAGGAUAGGAGGGCCUAAAAAUCGCACCUUUUCCGAUAAUAAAAAGAAUAUAAAAUGUAUUGUCUUUGCAAAACCGCCUUGUGGCAGCAAUCGGCACCGGAGCUGCUUCCGCGCUUGCGUUUAUAUAAAAAAAAAUAAGAUUAGGCGCUCGCUGAAUUUGCAUUCGUCUUUGUUGUGUUUCUUUAUAUUUUAUAUAUAUACGGCAGGAUGUUAAACGAGUGAUACGAAUGCGGUUAAAAAGGUGGGCCAUCUCUAUUCGUGGACUCGCGUGACGGUGCCGUGAUCCCACACUCCGGUCCCUACGGAUCAACGCGGUCCCGCCGAUCCUGCGUUUUGCCGGCUGUGCUCCGUUCAAAUAUAAAUUGUAGCUUUGCACACCCUGAUGAACGUGUCUUAUUAUUAUUACUGCUACUACUACGACCACACUUUGUUUACCCGCUGAGUCUCACGGCUCGUUUCUCGAUGGGUCUUGCCUACCCACAAGCUUUCGCGGUAAGGGGCGUGGGGGGGGGCGGGGUGAUGAUUUGCUGUGUGUUAGUCCCAGGCGAUAAAAAUCAAUCUGCGAGUUAACGUUAAAAAUUUCGCGACGUUUUUUUGGGUAUCCCUGAUCGCCGGUGGCACGCUCAGCCCCCCGGUGCCUUACUCUUCGCCAACGACGCUCAGGCGAAACGGAGGUCGCUCUCCGUAUCAUCGCUGCGAUUAAUGCUCGCCGCAGGAUUUACCAGGGUGGCCACUCGAUUCGAACCUCGACGCCUCUGCAACGGGCGGCUACCGCUGGACCAUCGCGGCAGCGACUGAUCGAUUUUCCAAAAUCUCCAUGCGGGCACAAAGACAAAGAUCUCCCGUAUAGCCUUAAACAGACCGUUGGGGCAAGUGGCAUUAGCGCGCACCUAUUUAAAGCCGGCACGGCACACGAAGAUGGUGGGUGGCCAACACCGUGCCGGCCACCUGUCUCCCCAGCGGCGAUGUUGUCUACACACCACACACCAGGUGCUCCAAUUAGGGGAGGCACGGGGACGGUUCGGAUAAUCGUCGCCGAUGUUGGCCGCGAGUGGGAAUCGAACUCGGGUGGCUGGGCGUGUCGUGCAGUGCUCUAGCCACUACACUACCGCUCCCCCACACCCUGUACACGCACACAGACACGGUUCCUAUUCCGAUUUUAAUUGGUCCAAUUACGUGGGACACGUUAUUUUUUUUAUCCAAUCGGUGCCCUCUGUAGGCCACACGUGACGGGUUCACCAAUCAUCGGGCAAGUUUAGCGCGUAUUACGAUUGAAGUUUACACUCGAACCGGGGCAGGUUGGUAAACGUGACGAGGUGGACGCGAGGAGGUCACGAGAACUGGGAUUUUGGCAAACGCUGGUGUCGGGCAUCUUAUUGACACAAAGUGCACCUAGCGUGGCACAAGCGCCGUGGUGACGUCAACGUGGUGAACUGCGGUUGUUGUUGUUAUUGGCCCACCUUACCCACGAUUCACCUUCUGCUUGCUUAUCUUCUCAUCCACUCGUUGUAUCCUCGCCUGUACUGUGAUGCAUUGCUGGUCUAUGAAUUCAUUGCAAUGCUUUUAACCUUUUCCUUGCCUGUCCCCCUGUCUCUUCCUCUCUGUCCCCCUCCUCUGUUUGUCUCCAUAUUGUGUCUCUUCUUUGUGUUUGUCUCUGUCUAUCCCUGUCUCUCUGUCUCUGCCCGUCUGCCUCUCUUUCUCUCUGUCAUUUUCUCUCUCUGCCUCCCUCCGUUCCUCCGUGCUCGUCUCGACCGUCCGUCCGUCCGCCUUCUCUUGCCCGUCCGUCUUGGCUCGCAGCGGAUGAUUACUAGAGGCAUCGCAUCCCCUGCCCUCCCUGUAUCUUCCGGGGGACGGGUCUCGGCCUAGCUGUACAUAAAACACUCGUCCACGAUUCACAUCGCAACGACGGCCCUCUCUCGCAUUUCCCCAUUUCUUUUUUUUCCUCCAUUGAUGUUGAUGUUGUUGUUUUUUUGAGUCGGCUAUCGGCGAUUAAAUGACCAUAACCUGCUUCCUGUGCUUGUGACGAGCGUGCGAGUUGCUAGAAAGCACCGCUAUUUUCCACCUCUUAGUUAAUUUGAACUUUGUGUGAUAUUUUUAAGUGAGUGAACAUUGACAGCGAUGAUGAUGAUGAUGACGAUGACGACGCAAGGCCCGGUUUGAUUUUGUUUUUUGUCCAUUCACUCCGAAUAUAGUUGCCGCCCGCGUCCGGGGUAGGAGCCAGCGGUAACAGGCUGGCAAUUGGCACCUGCAGCAAGCGAUUGAUGCCCUCUUACCGAGAUCUUGUAGCGGUGUUGUCGUGCUGAGCUUUACUGUGGUGUGCGUGCUGGGCGGACCUGCUUUUAUAGAUCGAGCGCUCACUGCGAAAUUGCGUUCGGGGUUUGGUCCGCAGCUGGGAAAAGUCGGCCAAAUGUGCACCGCUCACUCGCUCAUAUAUUCACCCACUCGUCCACCUCCCCACCCCCAACCCUCAUCGAGUGACUCGUUGCAAUUGCCAAAGUCACUCGGUACCUCGCCCACUCGCCCAUGCACUCGGGCGCUGCUUCUCAACCUUUACCGCAGCCUUUGCACCCCUUUUAGGGUUCUAAAUCGUAAAAAAAAAGUGUACAAUUACAUAGGGUUUUGAUGAAACAAAAGCAGUUGUCACUUACGUUGCCCGUGCUUAAUUUGCGUUUUCGAUUAUUUACCUUCGAUAAAAAAAAUCAAUCUGGCCACGUCUCGCUACCCCCAGCAAGGGCAUCUCUCGCACCACCAGGGGUUGCGUGCUCGCCUCAGGUUAAGAAUAAGCACUGCGCUAGGGAUUGCCACCUGCACCAGAUUUGACCCGGACGUUCCGUGAUUUGGCAUCUAUGGACCCGCAUCAUCGCGUUGAGCUUUAGUGCAGUGAGAACCGCACGCUCUCCGUAAUGGACUGAGAAAUCUGUAACCCUCAGCCGGCUCCACACCUGGUCAAUCGUUAGAAUAUUUAUAUAUAUAUUCAUAUAUAUACCGGAGGAAUCCGAUGAGCUAUAAAACGAAUUUUCACAGAUGUCGGGGCAAGGGGUCAGAACCUUCCAACGACAACAAACAAUACAAAAGCUCGCAUCUCGCGGCUCUCUAAUCUCCAACCUGCCGCUUUGUCCACUCCCGAGCGACGUGCAACCUGACGGCGCUCGCCGGCGCGCGGCGACGAAACGCGCGGGUUGCGUGCGACGGGUUGCGUGCGAUGGGUUGCGUGCGACGGGUUGCGUGCGACGGGUUGCGUGCGACGGGUUGCGUGCGGGGGCGGUUUCCAAAUGUCCAGAUUUUGUUACAGGGCACCCCUGCUACAUUAUAAUAAAUAAAAAACUGCGAUUUCUUUUUUUUUCCGGUAAAUAUAAAUAAAAUACCUAUUUCCCCGGGUUCUCAAAAGGUGGGGGGCGGGGGGGGUCAUCGCCCCCCGCCCCCCACUUCCCUCCACCCCUCUGUGUAUCCGCAUCUGCGUCAGCCUCUCACGUGACUGUCAACAUUCGAUGUCGUGGUUCGUAGUCGUCGCAGCGUCGCGCUCCUGCACCUCCUGCACGGUAUCCAUGCCGCAGCCUGCACCCCCCCUUACCCCCAGCCCCCGUGAAAGGCUUUAACUGGGGACGUGCCCCGGCUUGAAGGCAUCCAGUCUAGAACGCGUCUGCUCAAUCAAGACGGCUGGACGUCUUCGGCAUCGAAACAAAAGUACGCGCGCGACGUUCAGAAGCCAAAACAAAUUAAAUAAACGCAAUUUAAUCUCGAUUUGAAGCUUUCGCGACUGCGGUAAGCCACACAUGAAAUAACGGCGUGAUUUGUUUUAUUUUAUUUUAUUUCUACCGACGUUACUUUACCGAAAGAACCGAAGAGUAUGAACGCGAUUUCUCCGCGUCGGGGGUCGUGCUGUCGCCGGCGCGUCGUGCUUCGCCCGUGCCGUUCAGUGGCCGAUCCGACCGCCACCUCUCGUCCCCUCCGUCGCCUCUCCGUCGGUCGCGCACGUGAGUCCGUGCGCGUGCGUCCGUGCGCGCGCGUGCGUGCGCGUGAGUCCGUGCGCGUGCGUGCGCGUGCGUCCGUGCGCGCGCGUGCGUGCGCGUGAGUCCGUGCGCGUGCGUGCGCGUGAGUCCGUGCGCGUGCGGCAGUGCGCGUGCGUGCGCGUGCCACGGCCUCCACCUCCGGGGUCCGCCCUCAAGUCUGGCUUUGCUUCGCGACGUUCCUGCUGCGAAAGAUCGAGGGGCGCCGUGGAGCGCUCCCGUUCGGAAGACCCGCGGAAGAUGACGCCAAAGAACUACUUCUGAAUCCCUUCCAAGUGACCUGGGUGGGGGGGGGGGGCUCCGAACUCCCGCACACCCACAGCCGGCUACGGAGACAUAUAUUUCGAGUGGCAAUCAAAGGCCACCCCCUCCCCCCCCAUUCUGCCCACACUCAAAAACAAAAAUUAUCAGAAAUUAAAGGUGGCGGGUUUUUGUUGUUUGGUCGUGCGCGGUCGCUGGCGACGAGGCCUCUGCAAGCGUCGGCUCUCGUUCCAUGCGAGUGGGGUUCGACGACGAUGAUGAUGAUAACGACGAUGACGAUGAUGAUGACGACAAUGAUGAUGACGACAAUGAUGAUGACGACGAUGAUGAUGAUGAUAAUGAUGAUAACGACGAUGACGACGAUGAUGACGACGACGAUGACGACGACGACGAUGACGCCGGUGGUUUUGUUUUUGUUGUGUCCGUUGGGUUUCUCUCUCCUACAAACUCCGAUCGUUCUGCAGCCGACUGUGUGGAUUGACGCGAGCCGUGUCGCACGUGCGCAACGAAAUAAAAGUUUAUAAGAAACGGA